Messenger RNA from Magnolia sinica, 1183 nucleotides. Its product is annotated as 14-3-3-like protein. The transcript is spliced from 5 exons. NCBI's taxonomy places the organism in Eukaryota, Viridiplantae, Streptophyta, Magnoliopsida, Magnoliales, Magnoliaceae. Gene Ontology annotation, biological process: signal transduction. Gene Ontology annotation, cellular component: cytoplasm. The coding region runs from base 188 to 973 and encodes 261 amino acids. The record is from RefSeq and is a predicted model, not a curated record.
UUAAGGGCCCAGCUCCUCCUCGGGAGCCCCUCCUCCCAUCUGCGUUUGUUUUUCUUGGGUUGGGUUUCUGUCUUUCUCGAGAGAGAGAGAAGAGGGAGGAAUCGGCCGAGCAUUUCUCUCCGUUCCUAAAACCAAGGUGAAGGUGAAGAAGAAAGUAACUGUGGGUUAGAUUUGCACUAGAAACAUCAUGUCUCCAGCUGAAUCGUCUCGGGAGGAAAAUGUAUACAUGGCCAAAUUGGCCGAGCAAGCUGAGCGCUAUGAAGAAAUGGUCGAAUUCAUGGAGAAUGUUGCCAAGAUGGUUGACGUCGAAGAGCUUACUGUUGAAGAGCGGAACCUGCUUUCUGUAGCUUACAAGAAUGUUAUUGGAGCCAGACGGGCUUCCUGGAGGAUUAUUUCCUCCAUUGAGCAGAAGGAAGAGAGCCGUGGGAAUGAAGAUCAUGUGGCGAUGAUCAAGGAAUACAGGGGGAAGAUCGAGACAGAGCUCAGCAAGAUCUGUGAUGGAAUCUUGGGUCUCCUCGAAUCCCAUCUUAUCCCAUCGUCCACUGCUGCAGAGUCCAAGGUUUUUUACCUUAAGAUGAAGGGUGAUUAUCAUAGGUAUCUCGCUGAGUUUAAGACUGGUGCUGAGAGAAAAGAGGCUGCGGAGAGCACAUUGUUGGCUUAUAAAUCUGCUCAGGAUAUUGCUCUCACAGAACUGCCUCCAACUCAUCCUAUAAGGCUGGGGCUUGCACUUAACUUUUCAGUGUUUUAUUAUGAAAUUCUGAAUUCACCAGAUCGUGCUUGCAAUCUUGCGAAGCAGGCCUUCGAUGAGGCUAUUUCGGAGCUGGACACUUUGGGCGAGGAAUCUUAUAAGGAUAGCACAUUGAUUAUGCAGCUUCUCCGUGACAAUUUGACACUCUGGACCUCUGACAUUACGGAGGAUGCUGGUGAUGAGAUUAAGGAGGCUCCAAAACAAGAAUCAGGAGAGGGGCAGUGAUUAAGAAAUCAUCUGGCCUUGUACAAAAGGUAAACAAAUGCGGGGCUUGCUAUGCAGAUGAACCUUUGUACUUCCACUGUAGUUUUAGCAUAUAGAUUUGAUUUGGGUUGUUGCAAGAUCUAUAAGUUAGCACUGUUGGCAUGGGGGUGAACUUCUGUGUGGAUUUAAAGCAUAUCAAAGACUUAUUGAUAAGGAAAUCGUUUUUAUCCA